AUGGAGAAUGUCAAUCUGGUACGACAGAUCAUCGCAAAAUUACCUCCACGAGAGAUCCUCCGCACAUCACUGACGUCGAAAACCUUUCACGAGGCUGCGGUCCACCAUGACAAGGCCACCGUGAAUGCGAUCUAUGAAGAGGCUCCCGCGAACGGUCCUCUUGUACGCAACCUACAGGCGAAACGGAAUGCGGUCGGCUUAUCUCGGGCCAAACAAAAGUCCAAUAUCUGCACCUCCAAAGACGUAAUCUCUGUAGUCGCCUACGCCCUUCUGAGGAGGAUGGGAGCUGGCGGAGACGAAGAAGACGGACGGAAGCAGAUCGGGUGGGCGGUCGAUUAUCUCGGUAGAUUGAGGACCCAUCCGUCGUUCAGAGACUUUCUUAUCCGAGAAAAGAUGGAAGAUAAAGCGUCCGCGGUAGUUCGGGCCUCGAAAGCCUUCCACGCCGCCCUCGAUCGAUUUCCAGACGCAGGAUCGAGAGAGAUGCCCCCAGAAUCGUUGCUCCUCGCCAUGCAACUGCAUCGAAGCACGAACUCUGGAGUUCGUCAGAUGGUGGAUGAAGCUCUCAAGCCUACCGCAACCAAUCCCCUGAGCACGUUGAUCGCUGCUACAAAACGGGUGAUCGGAUUUCGAACGAUCGACUCCCGGUCUGCAGAGUCUUCGCUUCGGCUUUCCGCAUUUGCGAAAGAUCUUCUGAACCGGAUGGGUGCGGACGAAGGGGCUAAAGCAUUCCUACUCUCUCAGGCGAUGGAGUGCCUCCGUAAUAUUGUUAUAUCUCCAUCCUUCGAAAGUACAAUCAUCCGGGAAGCGAUGGACGGAAAGGCGUCCGAACUACUUCAAACCUCUCAUGGCAUUGACUUCUGCAUGAACUACGUAUUCGUCCUUUCUGGGGCUCUUCCAAGUCUCGAGUGGCAGGUCGAGACGGCUCGGAAAAGAAUUCCAGCCGAGCACGAGGACGGAUCCCGUGUCCGGGCCGAAGUAUUGAGUAUGGGGUCGAGCGCGCCCGUCAGCGUGACUUUCUACGAAGAGCCCGGCAUGUACGCCAGCGAAGGACAUGGACAGUGUGGAUACGGGACGGACGUCACCGGCGACACGGAUUUCAACAGGCUCAGCCUCUACCCGCUUCACGUCGCAACCGGCAAUUUGGAAUUCCUCGGUGGCUGCGGGGCGUGCGGCACGCUCAGCCACGACGGCAAGGCGCGGUCGUACGUCGUCACGGACGUCACCGAUGUGAAGGACGACCUGGACCGCCAGGGCUCCUCUUGGCCGCCUUACGGCAGCCACAUCGACAUGAUGGGCACGGAAUUCGACUUUUUCCAGACCCUCCCCCGUAACGGGGGGCAGCUGGAUUUCUCGAAGGGAGGCAUCUUCACGGGUAAUUGGACGAGGGUGCCGUGCGAGACUCUGGGGAGCCCGAACUACCCGGAUGUUCCUGGCGGAAAAUACGUCGUGCGCACACAAGCAUACAACCGGUACGCCAAAGCGCUCGUCGUCUCGCGUAUGCAUGGCGUUGGACAGAUCACGAAUGUGGAUUUCAUGACUCGUAACGGCAACUUCUUCCCAGGCCGUAGAGUCGACGGCUGGGGUGCAUGGUACACACCCGGCCAGGACCUGAGCGGUCAAGGAGGGGUCGGCGUGAGAAUAACCAUGGCUGAUGGUAGUGUCGUGGAACUCGCAGAUUAUCCGCUCCCAGAUUUCAUGUUCUGGGAGACCGGCAACGUAUACAUGGUGUAA
Molecule: messenger RNA, 1731 nt
Organism: Klebsormidium nitens
Lineage: Eukaryota; Viridiplantae; Streptophyta; Klebsormidiophyceae; Klebsormidiales; Klebsormidiaceae
Source: the annotation of a GenBank genome assembly